AUGCCUAGAGUUUACACGCCUGGGAGACCUGUUUAUUGGAAGGCCUAUAAGAGGGAUCCAGAAGACAUUGUCACGAAUAGGUGGAAGAAGAGUUUGGAGGAGAGCGGUGUCAAGGAAGGUGAGGGGGAGAGGAAUGUCGCCGAAGCGGAGGUUCGGGUAAAGUCGAAGAAGAGAGAGAUAGAGACGGUAUCAAUCAGGUCGUUCGUACUCUCCAGGUGUCCAAGCUUACUGAAAGAUUAUGUCCCUACGUGGUGGCUUAGGGCUGGGCAUCUCAAUACGAUCUAUUGCGUCGUGGGUGACUUUACCAAGAAAGAUCUAGUCGAAUACGAGCGGACACUCUUACGGCUUCCAGAUGGUGGAACAAUUGGUCUAGACUUUACACCGCCCUCGUACGAACGUCCACUUGACCCCAAGACGCCUAUCGUCGUCGUUUUGCAUGGUCUUUCUGGAGGUACGCGCUACUUUUGUUCGUUCGAAUCGUAUGUGAGAGACAUUCUCGCUGCCGCAACUGCACCCAAGGAGAAAGGAGGAUUAGGAUAUCGUGGAGUUGUGAUGAAUUUUAGAGGAUGCGCCGGCGUCCCUCUCACGACGGCCCAACUCUAUGGAGGAGCCCAUACAGAAGAUAUCCGAUCCACUAUCCUUUACCUUCGUCAAGCGUAUCCUGAGGCUCCAUUGUUGGGCGUUGGGUUCUCGUUGGGCGCAAAUGUAUUGUCCAUGUAUGUUGAGGAAGAGGGCGCUAGCUGUGCGUUGUCGAGUGUUUGCGUUUUGGGAAAUCCAUGGAACCUGAACCUCAACAGUGACCGUCUCGAAAAACGAUUCCUCUACCGCAACAUCUACGCCAAAGCAAUGGGCGGAAACCUCCUCUUCCUACUCCAAGGUCACCUCGAAACUCUCGCCAAGCUAGCACCCACAAAAGCCACUCCCCACAUUCAACACCUCCUCACCAUGCGUGCACCGACUCUAAAAGAUUUCGAUCAUCACGUCACGCGAUUCAUAGGGGGGACACCACCCAAGUACCCGUUCGCAUCAGCCGAUCACUAUUAUGCUGGCUCCACGACUCAUAAGAGGACACACGAGAUCAUGGUCCCCUUCUUGGCGUUCAAUACGGAGGACGAUCCCAUCGUCGCUGAAAACCCUAUAGAGGAGAUCGAACGCGAUGGGAAAUUCGUCUGUCAGGUGGUUACGCCUUAUGGAGGACAUUUGGGAUGGUUCGAAGGUGGGAAGGGGAUUGCGAGUGGGUUGGGGUUGGCUAAAGGUGGGCCACCUCCUAGAUGGGUUAGGAAACCUGUUCUGGAAUGGUUGGAAGCUACCGGUGAGGAUGUAGCGGAUCUUUCGGGUGGUGGUGGUGUUGGUGUUGGCGAAGGGGCGGAAGGGAGGGGGUUGAAGAGGAAGUUUAAGGUCGUGAAGAAUGAGAGAGGGUUUACGAUGUUGGAAGGGAGUGACGUCGUUGGGUACAAGUUGCUCGUCAAGGUUGACAAGGUUAAGCAGCCUGAACCGGCUGGGCAUUCACAGGCUGUUGGGAGUGUGGCUUAA
Molecule: messenger RNA, 1533 nt
Organism: Cantharellus anzutake
Lineage: Eukaryota; Fungi; Basidiomycota; Agaricomycetes; Cantharellales; Hydnaceae
Product: Alpha/Beta hydrolase protein
Exons: 8
Coding region: 1-1533 (510 amino acids)
Biological process (GO): medium-chain fatty acid biosynthetic process; medium-chain fatty acid catabolic process
Molecular function (GO): acetylesterase activity; monoacylglycerol lipase activity
Source: RefSeq, a predicted model, not a curated record